Messenger RNA from Knipowitschia caucasica, 4497 nucleotides. The record is from the annotation of a GenBank genome assembly. NCBI's taxonomy places the organism in Eukaryota, Metazoa, Chordata, Actinopteri, Gobiiformes, Gobiidae.
AUGAAGUCACGCAGAGACAAACUCAAGAUCCCUUCCCUCACUCUGGAUUUGUCCCCCACCUGUCAGAGCCCCACCCUCCUGAGCCCAUGCAGCCCUUGCAGCCCCUGCAGCCCUUUACAAACCCUUCAUCCAUGGAGUUGUCGCAGCAGCAACAGGAAGAGUCUAGGUGUUGGGUCGCCCUCUCCCACCCUCUCUCGGCCUCUGUCUCCUCUCUCACUUCACACUGCAAGCAGCCCUCUGGACAGCCCCCGAAAUGUGUCAACCAAUGCUUGCCUCAACUUUCCAUUUGCUCGAAGAGCUGAGGGCCGAAGAUGGUCCCUGGCCUCCCUCCCCUCGUCUGGCUAUGGCACCAAUCCCCCCAGCUCCACUGUCUCGUCGUCCUCGUCCUCUCAGGAGCGCCUGCACCAGCUUCCUUAUCAGCCGACACAAGAUGAGCUCCACUUCUUGUUCAAACACUUUCGCAGCACAGACUCUAUGCCCGAUGAAGAUGGCCGCCCAGCUACAGUCAUUCGGCCACGCUCUCGCAGCCUCAGUCCCGGACGGUCAUGUGUCUCCUACGACAACGAGAUCGUGAUGAUGAACCAUGUUUACAGAGAGCGUUUCCCAAAGGCCACGGCUCAGAUGGAGGAGCGCCUGUUGGAGAUCAUCACCCACUGCUCACCGGAGAGCUCCCUCCCUCUCGCUGACGGAGUCCUGGGCUUCAUCCAGCAUCAGUUGGUGGAACUGGCCCGAGACUGUUUGGACAAGUCUAAGAAAGGCUUGGUUACUUCGUGCUACUUCGCUGAGCUGCAGGAGAAACUGGAAAAGUUCCUUCACGAGGCGUAUGAGCGCUCUGAAAGUGAGGAGGUCCCGGUCAUCAUCCAACUAGUCAGAAAGAUCCUUAUCAUCAUCUCCAGACCUGCUCGUCUGCUCGAGUGUCUAGAAUUUAACCCAGAGGAGUUUUAUCAUCUCCUUGAAGCAGCAGAAGGUCAUGCCAAAGUUGGACAAGGCAUCAAGACUGACAUCCCCCGAUAUAUCAUCAACCAGCUGGGGCUCACCAGAGAUCCUCUCGAAGAAAUCCAGCUUGAACAAUUUGAUAUGAGCCCCACGGCAUCCACUGAACCAGAGCCCAAUUCAGAGAGUAAGACGCCCCAGACAUUGACUCCAACUCGACGGAAACCUUUUGAAAGUGAUUUUGAGACAAUCAAACUAAUCAGCAAUGGUGCCUAUGGAGCCGUCCAUCUGGUCCGUCACAAAGAGACACGGCAACGCUUCGCAAUGAAAAAGAUAAAUCGACAAAAUCUGGUCUUGAGAAACCAGAUUCAGCAAGCUUUUGUCGAACGAGAUAUUCUUACAUUUGCAGAGAACCCGUUUGUUGUAUCCAUGUUCUGCUCUUUUGAAACACGGCGUCACCUCUGCAUGGUCAUGGAGUAUGUCGAAGGAGGAGAUUGUGCCACUUUGCUCAAAAACAUGGGUCCUCUCCCUGUUGAAAUGUCACGCAUGUACUUUGCUGAAACGGUUUUGGCGCUGGAGUACCUUCAUAAUUAUGGCAUUGUGCAUCGAGAUCUUAAACCUGACAAUUUGUUAAUUACAUCCAUGGGACACAUCAAACUGACUGACUUUGGCCUGUCUAAAAUUGGCCUGAUGAAUAUGACCACAAAUCUCUAUGAGGGUCACAUGGAAAAAGACACGCGAGAGUUUAUUGACAAACAGGUCUGUGGAACGCCAGAGUACAUUGCCCCAGAGGUGAUUCUCCGUCAGGGAUACGGGAAGCCGGUGGACUGGUGGGCCAUGGGUGUCAUCCUUUAUGAGUUUUUGGUUGGCUGUGUUCCAUUUUUUGGUGACACGCCUGAAGAGCUUUUUGGUCAAGUUGUUAGUGAUGAUAUUAUUUGGCCUGAAGGUGAUGAUGCUUUACCCGGAGAUGCCCAAGACCUGAUCACUCGCUUGUUACGGCAGAGUCCUUUAGAGCGACUUGGCACUGGUGGAACCACAGAGGUGAAGCAGCAUGCUUUCUUUCUGGGUUUGGACUGGAACGGUCUCCUGAGACAGAAGGCAGAGUUUAUCCCUCAGCUGGAGGCAGAGGACGACACCAGUUACUUUGACACUCGCUCAGAGCGCUAUCACCACUUAGCAUCUGAUGAAGAUGAAGAAACAAAUGAUGAAGAGUCCUCUUUGGAGAUACGCCAGUUUUCCUCAUGGUCCAAUCGCUUCAGUAAAGUUUACAGCAGCACUGAAUAUCUGGCCACACCGUCCAAUCUCAGUUUCUCAUCUGAUCGAAGUCACAGUGAAGAGAAAGAGGACCGGCCGGAUGUGGGGCUCAGUCCCUCUCAGGGUCCAGCAGAGAGCACUGUGGAGCGGAGGCACUCAGGACGCAUGGCCAGCCUUCGACCCAGGGCAUCUUCCAGCUCGUCUCAGUCCGAGAGAAGCUCUAGUCCUUUGGUCAUGAGCAGCACCCACAGCCUGGAAACUAUGCCUCGCUUUGCACUCUCCACCGAUGAUGAAGCUGAAGUUGUUGUGUCAAACCUACGAAGGAUUCGAAUCCGUAGCAACAGCACCGGAGGCAAACACUCGUCUCCCAAAGAGCCCACGGGUCCUCGUCGAUUUGGAAACCAACUGGAAACACCAGACAAACAAAAGCUUUCUUGUGGUGGAAAAGUGCCCAAGUCGGCCUCUGUGUCAGCACUGUCUCUCAUCAUUACACCUGACGAUACUCCCACUGGUCUUCAAACUAGUCCUAUCUCUCCUCGCUCUUUGUCCUCCAAUCCUUCGUCUCGUGAGUCUUCGCCGAGCCGAGACUUGUCGUUCAGCCCCGGCAGCCUGAAGCCUCCCAUCAUAAUCCACACCUCAGGGAAGAAAUGUGGAUUUACUGUCCAGGCCAUCCGUGUUUUCAUGGGCGACAGUGACGUCUACACUGUGCAUCAUAUGGUGUCUAGUGUAGAGGAGGGAAGUCCAGCUCACCAGGCAGGCCUUUGCAUGGGGGAUCUCAUAACACGCGUCAAUGGAGAGUCCGUCCAAGGCCUGGUCCACACAGAGAUGAUAGAACUUCUGCUCAAGAGCGGAAACAAGGUGGCCUUACAGACAGUAGCUCUGGAGAACUCUUCCAUCAAAGUAGGUCCUGCUCGUAAAACAAAACACAAAGGAAAGAUGGCUCGGAGAAGCAAGAGGAGCAAGAGGAGAGACAACUAUGACCGGCGAAGAAGUAUCUUGAAGAAACUGUCCAAGCAGAGCACCGUGAUGCACAGCAGUCGAAGCUUCUCCUCUGGUCUCCAUCAGUCGGUUUCCUCCAGUGAGAGUCUUCCAGGCUCUCCGACACACAGCCUGUCCCCGGGCCCCUCCACUCCCUGCCGGAGCCCGGCACCCGACCAUCAGACCUUUGAAAACCACUCUCCUCAAAGCACAUCUCCGUGCUCUAGUUCUCCAAGUUCUCCAGCGACGCACAUCCGUCCAAGUUCCCUCCACGGCCUGAGCUCCAAGAUGAGCACACAGAGAUACACUAAAGUGGGCCGUCGGAAGUCUACAAGCAACAUUCCUCCUUCUCCUCUGGCUUGCAACUCCUCGUCUUCCACGCAGCCGUUGUCCCCACAGCGUUCGCCGUCUCCGUUGCCCGGCUUUGCCAAAUCUUUCCACGCCUACCACGGUAAAACUCUCUCCCCGCCGACCAUAGUUCGACAUGUGCGGCCUCGAAGCGCAGAACCUCCUCGAUCCCCGCUGCUCAAGAGAGUGCAGUCUGCGGAGAAACUGUCAGGGGUGUACCACGUGGACAAGAAGUCAUACGCCCCACGCAGGCAUACGUUGGAAGUGCCAUUUUACGACGAUCUUCUCGGGGACUCGGAGGCAGAAGGGGCGUGCGGCGGUUACAUGGGGGCUGAACAUGGGCGGCUGAGCGGCUACAUCACCGGGCAGAGAAUACGUGACUCCGGUCUGGACAGGUCCGAGCAGCUGGUAGUGAUGCGCAAACUCAACCUGUCCGAGCGCCGCGACUCCUUCAAAAAGCAGGAGGCCGUGCAGGAAGUGAGUUUUGACGAACCUGAGGAGAAGAGCGGCUCCACGACCCCCGUCCCGGCUCCGGCCAAUCAGACGCCGCAUCAGCACACCCUCCUGAGACCGGGCCUAUCACAAAGCAGCGGGGAGGCGGAGGUCCCGGGCGUCCGCAGAUUCACGCUGGUGCCACAGAUUGCGGUUCAAGGCUCCACAGAGAGCGAAGGACAAGACGAGUGGGAGCCGUGUUCAGACGGAGAGGACGGUAACGAGAACAUGGAGAUGGAAACGUCCGUGCAGAAGCUGAACGUCAUCAAGAAGACGGACUCGCCGGUCAGAGCGACGGAGGCCAGAGCGACGGAGGCCAGAGCGACGGAGGCCAGAGCGACGGAGGCCAGAGCGACGGAGGCCAGAGCGACGGAGGCCAGAGCGACGGAGGCCAGAGCGACGGAGGCCAGAGCGACGGAGGCCAGAGCAACAGAGACAGAGGCCAAAACCCGCACAGAGGACUUGUUACAAAAAGCACAUCUGAAAAAGUAA